Molecule: messenger RNA, 787 nt
Organism: Oncorhynchus kisutch (coho salmon)
Lineage: Eukaryota; Metazoa; Chordata; Actinopteri; Salmoniformes; Salmonidae
Product: 1-acylglycerol-3-phosphate O-acyltransferase ABHD5-like
Exons: 5
Coding region: 1-774 (257 amino acids)
Biological process (GO): lipid homeostasis; positive regulation of triglyceride catabolic process; phosphatidic acid biosynthetic process
Cellular component (GO): mitochondrion; lipid droplet
Molecular function (GO): carboxylic ester hydrolase activity; lysophosphatidic acid acyltransferase activity
Source: RefSeq, a predicted model, not a curated record
AUGAACCCUACAGCAGCAGCCAAUGUGUGGAGUUCAAUGUCUGGGUGGAUCUCCAGUUGGCUUCCAUCCUGGUGUCCCACCUCCCUCUCUCAGCUGAAGGACGCAGAAGACAAAAUGCUCAAAUGUAAGAGUACUCCAUUCUCCCGGCAGCAUGUCCAGAUAUCAAACGUCAACCAUCUCUGGACCUUAGCCUUCAACUCCCAGCCCCAGCUCCGUCCUCCCCUGGUGCUGCUCCAUGGGUUUGGGGGUGGUGCGGGUCUGUGGGCCCAGAACCUGGACUCUCUGUGUGGGAGUGGAGCCAUGAAUGCCCUGAAUCUGCUGUGGUUUGGACAGAGCAGCCGGACCCUGUUCAGCGUGGACCCCCAAGGGGCAGCAGAGCAGUUCCUAGGGGCCCUGGAGGAGUGGAGGGACAGGGUGGGCCUGGAGGAGAUAGUCCUGCUGGGACACAACCUGGGAGGAUACCUGGCUGCUGCUUACACACUUACACACCCACACAGGGUAAAGCACUUGAUCCUGGUGGAGCCCUGGGGGUUCCCGGCCUAUCCAGAGAGUCUAGAUCAGGAGAAGUCUAUCCCAGUGUGGAUCAGAGCCAUGGGGGCUGUCAUGAGUCCCUUCAACCCCCUGGCUGGACUUAGACUGGCCGGACCACUGCGUUCGAUAUACACACACACACACCGUAAGCUCGUGUACUACACAUAUAUCGCAUACACUACAUGCAUGCACACACACACAAGUGGAAAGAAUUGCCACAUGUUUCAAAACCAAAGGUGUUAAUAUAACAUAUUCC